Messenger RNA from Exophiala spinifera, 1353 nucleotides. RefSeq names its product tubulin alpha chain. NCBI's taxonomy places the organism in Eukaryota, Fungi, Ascomycota, Eurotiomycetes, Chaetothyriales, Herpotrichiellaceae. Gene Ontology annotation, molecular function: GTP binding; structural constituent of cytoskeleton. Gene Ontology annotation, biological process: mitotic cell cycle; microtubule cytoskeleton organization. Bases 1 to 1353 code for a protein of 450 amino acids. Gene Ontology annotation, cellular component: cytoplasm; microtubule. The transcript has 5 exons. The record is from RefSeq and is a predicted model, not a curated record.
AUGCGUGGAGAAGUCUGCCACCUGCACAUUGGGCAGGCAGGGACCCAGCUGGGCAAUGCCGCUUGGGAAUUAUAUCUUCUCGAGCACGGCCUCAAGGCUGAUGGACGCCCUGAUCCCGACGCCAACGUCGGCGAUGCUGGAUCGUUCGAGACCUUCUUCACCGAGACUGGCAACAAUAAGCACGUUCCGCGUUCCAUCUUCGUUGAUCUCGAUCCCUCCCCGAUCGACGAAAUCCGCACCGGUGCCUACAGACACCUCUUCCACCCCGAACUCCUGAUCAGUGGCAAGGAGGACGCCGCAAAUAACUAUGCAAGAGGCCACUACACCAUUGGUAAAGAGCUUGUUGACGAUGUCUUGGACAAGAUCCGUCGCGUUGCCGACAACUGCACUUCUUUGCAAGGCUUCUUGAUCUUCCACUCGUUUGGCGGUGGUACCGGCUCUGGCUUUGGAGCUCUCCUCCUUGAGAGAUUGUCUGUCGAUUACGGAAAGAAGUGCAAGCUGGAGUUCGCCGUCUACCCUGCCCCUCAAGUCUCUUCCUCCGUGGUUGAGCCGUACAACGCGGUCCUCUCUACCCACAGCACCAUUGAGCAUGCUGACUGCACCUUCCUGGUCGACAACGAGGCCGUGUACGAUAUCUGCCGUCGCAAUCUGGACAUUCCUCGACCAGACUACGAACAUCUCAACCGCCUCAUUGCCCAAGUCGUCUCUUCUGUUACCUCCAGCUUGAGAUUUGAUGGUGCUCUCAACGUUGAUUUGAACGAGUUCCAGACGAACUUGGUGCCAUAUCCUCGCAUCCACUACCCUCUCAUCAGUUACGCACCCGUUGUGUCCACCAAGCGCUCCUCUCACGAAAGCUUCAAAGUACACGACCUCACUUUGCAGUGCUUUGAACCAAGCAAUCAGAUGGUUGUUUGCGAUCCGCGUAACGGCAAGUACAUGGCUGUCGCACUUCUCUACCGUGGAGAUGUGGUGCCUCGUGACACCAACGCUGCGAUUGCUUCUCUCAAGGCCAAGUCCAGCUUCCACUUGGUCGAUUGGUGUCCCACCGGUUUCAAGGUCGGCAUCAACUACCAGCCUCCUAUGCCCGUCCCAGGUGGUGAACUCGCCAAGGUUGAUCGCUGUGUUAGCAUGCUCUCCAACACCACUGCCAUUGCCGAGGCCUGGAGCCGACUUGACCACAAAUUCGACCUCAUGUACUCCAAACGUGCCUUUGUUCACUGGUAUGUGGGUGAGGGUAUGGAAGAAGGUGAAUUCUCAGAAGCCCGUGAAGAUCUCGCUGCGCUGGAGAAGGAUUAUGAAGAGGUCGCCAGUGACAGCCUGGAAGCCGAGGAUGAUGGUGGCGUCGAAUACUAA